Molecule: messenger RNA, 1133 nt
Organism: Salvelinus namaycush (lake trout)
Lineage: Eukaryota; Metazoa; Chordata; Actinopteri; Salmoniformes; Salmonidae
Product: multidrug resistance-associated protein 9-like
Exons: 8
Biological process (GO): transmembrane transport
Cellular component (GO): membrane
Molecular function (GO): ATP binding; ABC-type transporter activity
Source: RefSeq, a predicted model, not a curated record
GACUGGGUUGUAUUGCUGGUUCUGUAGAUAGGUGAGCGAGGCCUGAACCUGUCUGGUGGUCAGAAGCAGAGGAUCAGUCUGGCCAGAGCGGUCUACUCCAACCAAGACAUCCUCCUGCUGGACGACCCUCUGUCUGCGGUGGACGCCCACGUGGGGAAACACAUCUUUGAGGAGUGCAUCAAGAAGACCCUGAAGGGGAAGAGUAUUAUCCUGGUCACCCAUCAACUGCAGUAUCUGGAGUUCUGUGAUGAGAUACUGGUGUUGGAGAGUGGACAGAUAAAGGAGUCCGGGACACACAAAGCUCUGAUGAAAGCUGAAGGCCGGUACGCACAGAUGAUCAACAACUUCCAGACGGAGCAUUCCCAGGAACGAACUGAGGAGGAGCCGACACAACCAGACCCCGUGGACAGGAAGGAGAAUAACCUGGUUGAUCACAAGGGAAAAGGACUAGAAAACCCAGCUUUUGACAUGUCUGAUGAGAAACCAGACGAGUCGGGAGGAAGUCAGUCGGUAUCACAUGACGUCAACGUGUCCAAGGACCAGCUGGUGACUCAGGAGGGUUCUCAGGAGGGUUCUGUUACCUGGAGGACCUACCACCAGUACUGUAAAGCUGCAGGAGGGUACAUACUACUGUCUCUCAUCAUCAUCAUCUUCAUCUGCUUGGUGGGGUCCACUGCCUUCAGCAACUGGUGGCUCAGCUACUGGCUGGAGCAGGGAUCAGGGACAGCGAACGUGUCGAAUUCCACCGCAGGAAACAUCUCCCUGAACCCUGACCUGAGCUUCUACCAGAUGAUUUACGGCCUGGUGGUGGUGGCCAUGCUGGUCUUCAGCUUCCUCAAGGGCUACUCUUUCACCAAAGUUACGCUGCACGCGUCCUCCAAGCUACACGACACCAUGUUCAGAAACAUCCUGAACAGCCCCAUGAGUUUCUUUGACACCACCCCAACGGGACGUAUGGUGAACCGGUUUUCCAAGGACCAGGAUGAGGUGGAUACCAUGCUGCCCUUCAACAUGGAGAACUUUCUGCAGUUCUGCCUGAUGGUCACCUACACCAUUGUCACCAUCUCGGCCGUGUUCCCUCCGUUACUCAUCGCCAUCACGCUGCUGGGAGCCAUCUUCACCCUCAUACUCUA